Molecule: messenger RNA, 972 nt
Organism: Stylonychia lemnae
Lineage: Eukaryota; Ciliophora; Spirotrichea; Sporadotrichida; Oxytrichidae
Source: the annotation of a GenBank genome assembly
AUGUCAUUUGUAAACUAAUACAGAAAAACCUCAAUUGAUUCAGCUAGAGAAGACUAACUAGAUGUAAUUCCAGUUAAUGAUUUCGAGAACGAUACGGAGUUCAAGCCAGCAAGCAAUUUGGAUUCCUUCAAAAGCAAAACUAAAAAAUUAUCAUCAGGCAAUAGCAACCAAUUGACUAAGAAGGGUUAAGAAUUGCAGCUAUCUGAUCUCGAAUGCAACAAUUAGAAUUUCGAUGGAAUAGAGUUGUAUAAAACUCAGAUUUGGACUCGUCGCUAUGCUUUCGUAGUGCUCUUAUCAAGUUUAACUAUGAUAGGAUAUGGAAUCUCCACUACUAUCUAUGAGUUUGUGUAGAUCGCUAAGUUUGAUAAUUCAAGAGAUUAAUAGUUAUAACUUGCUAAUGAAGGAGAUUAAUAGCCGCAAAGUUAAUAACUUACCUUCUAGUUUAAUCUAAAAACAUUCAUCUUUUUGCAAGGAGUAUCGCUUUUGACCAGUUUUAUUACCCUAGCUUAAGGAAUUAUUGGAUUAAUCUUAGCUGCUCAAAGCAUCGUUGCUCUCAAGAAAAUAAUGGAAAACGGAAAUAAUCCAAGAUGUCUUGAGUAGAUACAGAAGAAAACUGAGAAGAUUGGUGAAAUGAUGAACUUGCUAGUCUUCAUACAAGUGACUAGCGCUGUUGCAUAUGCAGCUGUCUACAUUAAUGUAAUCAAUAAGGCUUAGGAGAAAUUUGAGAAAUAAGAGAAUGUGAACUUUGAGGAAGCAAGGGUGAUUUCUAAGUUUGAGUAAAUUAUCACAGUAAGGUGCGCAUUCAUCAUUAUCUUCUAUGUGCUAGGCUGUACUUUAUCAAUGCUUGCUUUUAAUAGAUUUAAGAGACAUCAGAAAAGAUAUGAAGACAUCCUAGGUGGCAAUAAAGCAAUAUUAGAUAAUAGUCAGUUAUACUAAAGUCAUAAAGCUAACAAUGCUAUCUUGGAAGAGUGA